AUGGGAAACGCCAAAGACGACCGUCUGAUCUGUGAUGAUUACACACCUCGCCUUCUCCUUCGCCACCAAUAGAUAAGAAUUAAUAUUCUCUCUCUUCCCGCUGCGUCUCCGACGAACCUUCACCGCGAUCGCCGGCCCUUGUUCCUUCCCUUGAGACGACUCCAGAUCGAGAUCUCUUUCUUCGACUGCUCCGGCCAUGGAUUUCAUGAAGGUCCUUGAUCAGACGGUUCGAGAGAUAAAAAGAGAGGUGAAUCUAAAAGUGCUCAAGGUUCCCGAGAUUGAACAGAAGGUUCUUGAUGCCACCAAUGAUGAACCUUGGGGUCCUCAUGGAACUGCUUUAUCAGAGAUUUCUCAUGCAACAAAAAAAUUCACUGAAUGUCAGAUGAUUAUGGGUGUGCUCUGGUCAAGGUUAUCUGAUACAGGACCAAACUGGCGCCAUGUAUAUAAGGCACUUACUGUGAUUGAGUACUUGAUAGCCAAUGGAUCAGAACGCGCAGUUGAUGAUAUUCUCGAGCAUACUUUUCAAAUAUCUGCACUUUCAAGUUUUGAGUAUGUUGAGCCUAAUGGGAAGGAUGUUGGAAUCAAUGUGAGAAAGAAAGUUGAGACUAUAUUAGCUCUAUUAAAUGACAGGGAAAAAAUACAGGCAGUAAGAGACAAAGCUGCAUCAAAUCGAGAUAAGUAUGUUGGCUUGUCGUCAAAAGGAAUAUCCUAUAAAUCAAGUUCAGCCUCAUAUAGCAGUAGCAGCUAUGGAAGUGGUUAUGGAAGUAAUUCUAGGGAUGUUGACUCCUUUAGUGAUAGCUAUAAAGAGGGAGAACAUGGAAAAGAAAGUAAAUGGAAGAAUGAUAAAAAAUAUGGCCAAAAUUCAGAAAAUGUUGCUGAAAAUGAAGGCAUUAAAUCGAAGAAGCCGGUGCCACUUCAUUCUAGGAACCAAGAUUCUUCGCCAACGAGUUCCUUAAAGAUAUCAAACAAAUCAGGUUCCAUUCCAUCUUCUAAAAGCACCACUGUCAAAUCCAAAAAUGAGGUUGAUGAUUUUGACGACUUUGAUCCACGUGGAUCUUCUUCAGCUGGAUUGGCUGCUGCACGGUCUAACCAAGUGGAUUUAUUUGGAGAAAACUUAUUGGAUGACCUCAUGGAUAUAUCAGCAUCUGCCCCGCCAACAACUUCAAUCAAUGAUACUGCAAAUCAUGAGGUUGACCUCUUUGCUGAUGCAACUUUUCAAUCAGCCCCACAUGCAGAAGCAAAACCAUUUUCUCAUGUUCAGGGAAGUGAUCUUUUUGACAGCCAGCAAGAAGCCCCUAUUGCAUUUGAUCCUACUGCAGACCCUUUUGCCGCACCUGGCCCAGCUAUACCUUCAGAAACCAAGUCUCCUGAGCAACCCGAUACUAAAAGCUUUGAUCCCUUUGCUGCAAUUCCAAUUAAUAAUUUCAAUGAUUCUGAUCCCUUUGGGACUUUUGCUUCUCAUGGUGAACCCGUAACUAUGCAAAGUUCACAGAGCUCUCCAAACAGUGGCAAGAGCAAUCUAGAUGAGGACUCUAUCUUUGGUGAAUUUACUUCACACAACGAACAAACAACUAGAGAAUCUUCAAGAAGCAACAUAAGCAACCUAAAAACUCCUCUAACAUCAUUGGCAUCCACUGCUAUGAAGAACAAUUUUCAGGUUAAAUCUGGUGUGUGGUCUGACUGCUUAAGCCGUGGACUGAUUGAUCUGAACAUAUCUGCUCCCAAGAAAGUAAACUUAGCAGACAUUGGCAUUGUGGGAGGGCUCGAUGAUGCAUCCAUGGAAAAAGAAAAGACUCUACCAACAGCAGCAUUUAUGGGAAGGGCUAUGAAUUCAAGUUCAGGUUCAGGGCUCGACCCGUCAGUCUGGUCCGGAUUUUCUACGGCAACAGGCGUAAGUGGUAGCAUGUCAACGUUUGGGCAACACGAAUUUGGAGGUUUCAAAUGAUUUUUUUUCUUUCUUUCUCGAGUAAAUGUUGUUUGUGCUUGGAUUGUUACCACGUUAGAAUCAGGAUUGUUGCACUGUACUUCCAUCUAAUACCCGUUGAGCCUCAGUCUACUAUUGGGGCGCAAGCUUGACGAUCAGGUAUGUUCUUACCCCAAACCCACAAUGUCACAGUAGUAGCUAAUACUGAUGACUUUUGCAGCGCUGUGGAUGUGGAAAAUACAUCAUGUCAAUGCAAGUUUGAUCAUCAGAUAGUGAUACUUUUUUUCA
Molecule: messenger RNA, 2212 nt
Organism: Zingiber officinale
Lineage: Eukaryota; Viridiplantae; Streptophyta; Magnoliopsida; Zingiberales; Zingiberaceae
Product: clathrin interactor EPSIN 1-like
Exons: 12
Coding region: 197-1945 (582 amino acids)
Biological process (GO): endocytosis
Cellular component (GO): endosome; clathrin vesicle coat; plasma membrane
Molecular function (GO): clathrin binding; phospholipid binding
Source: RefSeq, a predicted model, not a curated record